Cylicocyclus nassatus is the source of this 954-nucleotide messenger RNA. The record is from the annotation of a GenBank genome assembly. NCBI's taxonomy places the organism in Eukaryota, Metazoa, Nematoda, Chromadorea, Rhabditida, Strongylidae.
AUGUGGUGCGCGGUCGUACUGUUAAUUCAGGCUGUUUCAGCCAAUAUCGAUUCAUAUGGGCCUCCUCCUGAAAAGGGAUGUCAGGGCCCUGCUGCACCUGCACCCACGACAGGAACUGGUGCGCUUCCACAACCAAUGCAACCACCUGGAUACGGCCCUUCUCCGAAGAUCGAAACGCCUUCACAUGGAGUCUCAAGAGUAGUUGAAUCGCAUGGUUUCGGUGAGAUAACAGGAGGAGCUGGAGGCCCAAGAAUUGUUGAGGGUCACGGAAUUGGUCCCGAGGGAGCGGUAGGGCCAAGUGCAGGAGCGGCAGCAGCAGGAGGUUAUGGCGGUCCUCAGGGACCAGGUGCAGCUCGUGGAAUGCCAGGGUCGGCUGCAGGUCCAGUUGGAGGCAAUAGAAUAGUUGAAGGCCACGGAAUAGCAGAGGGAGGAGCAGGACCAGUUGCACCAGGUGGCGCUGGAGCAGCUGGAGGUUACGGAGCACCCGCUGAAGGCGGUGCAGCACGAGGGAUGCCGGGGCUGCCUGCAGGUCCGACAGGUGGUAACAGAAUAGUUGAAGGCCAUGGUAUAGCGGAGGGAGGACCAGGGGCAGGACCAGGUGCAGGACCAGGGGCAGGACCAGCGGCACCGAUUGGAGGUGGAGCAGGCGGUGGUUACGGUGCCGGUGCUGGCGCUCCUCAGGGUCCAGCUGCACCUCAAGGGCCGGCAGGAGGUAUGGGCGGUGGACCGAGAAUAGUGGAAGGCCACGGUAUUGCCGAGGGAGGAGCUGCACCGUCUGGAGCUCAACAACCAGCCGGUGGAGGAGGUUACGGCGUUGCUGCGCCACCGACGAAGCAAGUGCAGGUUGAACCCGCUCCAUGUGCACCGCCACCUGCUCAGAAAGCUGGCUCUCCUUAUCGAAGAAUGCGAUCAAGAAGACACACGAAUCAGGCUGAUCCAUGCAAAGUUCAUUGA